AUGGGAAUUCUUUCCAGGAGAACAGUGACAUAUUUACAAAAUAACGGGUUUGUUGAUGAGUCUGUUCAAAAGGCUGGAAUCCCCGGGAUCCCUGGAUGCGUUGAACAUUGUUUUUCGAUUUGGAAAGCGAUCCAGGAUGCAAAGCAGAAAAAGAGAAGUUUGAACGUGGUGUGGCUUGACCUAGCUAAUGCAUAUGGCUCAGUGCCACACGAGUUACUGAUAAGAGCCAUGGACCACUUCCACAUUCCAGACAAAGUGAUCAAAGUAAUGAGGAUGUACUAUGACAGUUUCGAAAUGAGGUUUACAGCAGGAAAUUUUACAACAGAUUGGCACCGAUUGGAGAUUGGCGUUGCUGCUGGCUGUACAAUAUCUGUCACGUGGUUUAUCUUAGUCAUGGAGUUGAUCUUGAAAGCGGUGGAUUUUUCGGUACAAAUCACCCAUGUACAAUCGCCUAAGAAAGCCUUCAUGGAUGACGUGACACUUUUAGCUACAGAUAAACAAGUCAUGCAGAAUGCCCUCUUGAGACUAGACGAACUUGUGAGGGGGUCUAGGAUGCGGUUUAGAGCAAAAAAGUCGCGUAUUCUGACAUUUGUUAAGGGAGUGCAGAAAGAAUUCAAGUUUCGAAUAGCUGAAGAAAGCAUUCCAACAGUCAAAGAAGAACCCGUCAAGAGCUUGGGGCGUGUAUACGCUGGAACAUUGUCAGAUAAAAGUCGCGGAAUGGAAAUCAAGAAACAAGCCGAGGCAGGAUUAUCAGCGAUUGAUAACUCGAAGUUACCAGGUAACUAUAAAAUUUGGUGCUUGCAGUUCGGUUUGUUCCCGCGACUUUCGUGGCUACUCUUAAUAUACGAGGUAGCCUUGUCACGAGUUCAAAUCAUUGAACAAAAAUGUAAUGUGUUCAUUAGAAAGUGGUUAGGCCUACCUCGAAUGUUGAACAGUUCAGCGCUUUAUCGUAAAAGAGGUUCGUUGCAGUUACCACUAGCAUCAAUAGUCGAAAUAUACAAACUGGGGAAGAUACGGACGGUGAUGAUGCUGAGAGAAUGGAAGGAUACGGAAAUCAGGCAGAACCCACCAGAGGUGCAAACAGCCAGGAAGUGGAAAGCAGAAGCAGAGACUGAUGACAGCUUGUCUUCUCUUAUACACAGAGAUAUGGUGGGUGCAACACGGAACCAUCGGAGAGGACUUGGUUUUGGCGCAAAUCAGUUCAGACCGUUUGCAGAUAUGACGCGGAGCGAACGCAGAUCUGUUGUUAGCAGCAGCGUCAAAACAAGAGAAGCAGAGAGAAGAGAGCUUCAUUUGAUCCGAUGUAGUCAACAAGGACAGAUAAAGAGAUGGGAAGAAACACGUUGUUGA
Octopus bimaculoides (California two-spot octopus) is the source of this 1350-nucleotide messenger RNA. RefSeq lists its product as uncharacterized. NCBI's taxonomy places the organism in Eukaryota, Metazoa, Mollusca, Cephalopoda, Octopoda, Octopodidae. The record is from RefSeq and is a predicted model, not a curated record.